AUUAUUAAGAGCUUGAAACUAAACAAAUGGACAAAGAAUGACAUUGAAAUGUUGCCCCUAGAAUUUACAAAACUACCCACAACAUGUACAACAAUUUGGGUGGCCAAUAAUACCCAAAAACUCAUCCCAAAAAAUCACAAACUCAUAAGAAAAUAAAAAAUAAUAUCCAUUUCUUCUAAUCUUCAUUCAUUCAAACUCAAAAAAAAAAGCUCUAACCUCAUGGCUCAAUUGGGAAACUUAUAUGUUCCCAACAUUUUAAGGACACCUACAAAAUCAUGCUUAACUAAAUGCCAUGCCAAAAAGUUUGAGGAAUUUCAUCAAAAUGAGCAACAAUCUUCAUCUUUGGCAUUCAAAAAUAAUACAUCAAGAAGGUCAGUCAUAAGCAUUGCUUCCAUUGCUCUACUUACUCAAAUUGGUACUAAUAAUGCUUCUUUGGCCGAGGAAGAAAAUCAGUUGUGGCUCGAUGGCCCUCUUCCCGGAUUACGUCCGGCCGAAAAUAAAAUUGGCAACGAAGAAACAGGAACAAGGACAUUUCUGAAGAAGGGAAUUUACAUGGCUAACAUUGGAACAAAAGGAAGUGCAUUAAGGCUUAGGAAAUAUGCCUUUGAUCUGUUGGCAAUGGAAGAUUUAAUAGGCCAAGAUACCUUGAAUUACGUCCGAAGGUACCUCCGAUUUAAGGGCACCUUCAUGUACUAUGAUUUCGACAAGGUUAUCUCUGCUGCCCCUGUUGCUGAUAAACCUCCUCUCACUAACCUUGCCAACAGACUCUUCGACAAUUUCGAAAAGCUUCAAGAAGCUGUGAAGCUCAAGGAUGUACCUCUAACACGAUCUUGCUACGACGACACAGCAGUCACUCUCCAAGAGGUGAUGAACAGAAUGGCAUAACAGUCUGCAGAUAUUUCUUUUUUUAUCAUCCUGUUAUUGUACAAGUAAUUUCUGAGAAAUGAACAUACUACUAUUAAGCAAGAUAGAGAUCGUCGAAAAAAAAUUCCAGCGAAAAAUACAAGAAUAGAAAGAAUUAGGAUUAUAAAUAAAUACACCUGAGGGGAAAAAAAUAAAAUCAACCUCAGUGUUAAUGUAUGUAUUGAUCAUUAAUUAAUUAAUUAAUUAAUUAAU
Molecule: messenger RNA, 1116 nt
Organism: Spinacia oleracea (spinach)
Lineage: Eukaryota; Viridiplantae; Streptophyta; Magnoliopsida; Caryophyllales; Amaranthaceae
Product: photosynthetic NDH subunit of lumenal location 3, chloroplastic
Exons: 3
Coding region: 220-885 (221 amino acids)
Biological process (GO): photosynthetic electron transport chain; photosynthesis
Cellular component (GO): photosystem II; chloroplast; extrinsic component of membrane
Molecular function (GO): calcium ion binding
Source: RefSeq, a predicted model, not a curated record